AUGUCUUGCCAGACUCUGGAUCUUCCCCUAGGACGGUUUAUUUGGCUUAAUCAAGCGACCAUCCCGUCUCCAGUUUCCACCCCAACCAGUGCUCCUGCAAGCCAGGUAGAGAACCCCGCCCUGACCAGGAAACUGGUCGACAACGGCAGCCCCUCCGACGUGGCGUUCGAGGCGGCGUGUGCCGGAAUGACCAGCAAGGCAGCCCUGCGUUGCCCGUGCAGCGGCGUUGGCCAACGCUGUGCCGACCCGGUUUCGGUCUGCAGUGCCACCAAGAAAUGCAUUUGCGACAGUGCCCUCGGCUUUUCCGAUUCUACUGGAACCAAGUGUGUCCGUUACACGACUUUAGCUCCAGUGACAUAUCCUCCUUGUCCAUCAGUUACCUGUCCAGCUUGCACAUGCCCCGCCACAAUUGGUCCCACGACUGCAAGCACAGCCUGCCCGACGAUCACAUGUCCGACCGCCACAACAACAGCCUGUCCGACGUUGUCUACCACACCCACCACGACGACGACUACUACGACCCCUACUACGACGACGACAGCUGCAACAGUUCAGGAUCAAAGAUGCGAAACUAAUGGAAUAUACCAAAACGGAUUUAUUUCUCCGCAAGAGCUAGCUGGAAUGGCUUGUGGAGGAUGCAUUUUUCCGGAUUCGACCGGAAAGCCUUUAUCAUAUCCAACCAAUCCACAGUACGGCGCCAAUUGCCUUUGGAGCAUCGUUGUGCCUCCUGGAAAAAACAUCCGGGUAGUACCGGGCACCUUUAAUUUAAUGGCGGGAUUUGAUGCCGUCAUUCUCAACGGAGUGUUGUACAACGUCGGCAGCCCCUUUCCUGCCGGAGGUGUCAAUGUAAUGGCUAGUGUCACGGCAAUAUAUUUCCGUGCCAAUAUAGCCACCUCAUCCACUGCCUCCUUCACGGUUUAUUCUUUCUAGCAAGAUUAC
Paramacrobiotus metropolitanus is the source of this 939-nucleotide messenger RNA. Its product is annotated as integumentary mucin C.1-like. The record is from RefSeq and is a predicted model, not a curated record. Lineage: Eukaryota; Metazoa; Tardigrada; Eutardigrada; Parachela; Macrobiotidae. The coding region runs from base 1 to 930 and encodes 309 amino acids. The transcript has 7 exons.